Molecule: messenger RNA, 1773 nt
Organism: Blumeria graminis f. sp. triticale
Lineage: Eukaryota; Fungi; Ascomycota; Leotiomycetes; Helotiales; Erysiphaceae
Source: the annotation of a GenBank genome assembly
AUGGCUGACAAGCAGGCGACAAUAUAUGUCAUCGAUGUUGGCUUAACAACAGGUGAAUUCCACGGUGGAAGGAAUGAAAGCAAUCUCGAAUAUGGGCUCCGAUAUUUUUGGACAAAAAUUGCGGAGAAUAUGGCAACAAACAGAAUAACCUUGAAUGUUGGGGUUGUAGCAUUUCGAACUGAUGAGACAAAAAAUUCCAUGUAUCCCCAAGAUGGAUAUCACAAUAUUUCAGUUCUUAAAUCCCUCGGAAAGGUAGAAAUGCCACAUCUCCAAUUUUUAAGGGCAAAGCUUGUUACAAACGAUACUAUUGAAGGUGAUGCUAUCUCUGCUGUUGUCAUUGCUAUGUCAGAAAUAAUCAACUUCACUAAGCUCAAAAAUGGAAACCCUGGGAAGUUUAUCCGAAAGAUAAUUCUCCUAACAGAUGGACAAAGUACGUUAGAUUCGGAUGAUAUCGAAAACAUCACUGCGAAGGUCAAUGAGAGCGGGAUUGAACUUAUCAUAAUAGGCGUUGACUUUGACGACUCUGUCUUUGGAUUUAAAGAAGAAAAUAAAUCUCUAUUCAAGCAACAAAAUGAACGAAUACUCAAGAGUUUUGUUGAAGGCUGUGACCGCGGAAAAUUUUGUACGACAGCAGCAGCUUUGCAGGAAAUAUCGCAACCCACUGUAAAAGAGGUAAAGCCCUAUGUGACGUAUGAGGGACAAUUAACUCUUGGUGACGUUAAAAUGUAUCCAGAAUCAGCGAUAUGCAUUGAUGUAAAACGAUACUUCAGAACUAAGAAGGCUAAAGUACCAACAGCUAGUAGGUACUUUAUUCACACUCCUGACUCAAAAGUUGCAACAGACGAUGAACAAUCCAAUGAAAUAGAUCUCGUUAAUGGUGUGAGAGAAUCUGUUGAAAGCAAUGAUAUUUCUCCCGUUAGAUACAUGAAGGCCUACACAGUAGACGAUCCAUUCAGUGCAGGCGGCAAGAGAGAGAUCGAAGUUGAGAGCCUAACAAGAGGAUAUCUGUACGGUCGCUCUAUAGUUCCUAUGAAUGAAGCCGAUGAAUGCGUAAACAAGCUCGAAACUUUCAAGAGCUUCAAAAUUCUCGGCUUCAUUCCAACUGAUCAGCACAAGAAAUAUCUAGCAAUGGGUGAAAGCUGUAUAACAGUCGCUCAACCUGUCAAUGAUAGGUCUCAGUUGGCAAUAUCAUCGCUCGUUCAUGCUCUCCUUGAACUAGAGUCCUAUGCUAUUGCCAGAAUUGUACUUAAAAAUGGAGCAGAGCCUGGAAUUGUUCUUCUAGCACCAUAUGUUGAACCAGGAGUACUGGAGGCUCUUGUCGAUGUACCCCUUCCUUUUUCUGAAGACCUCCAUAUCUAUCAAUUUCCACCAUUUGAAAAGUUAAUUACAGGCUCAGGAGCUGAGUUCCAGGAAUAUGGAAAUCUGGCAUCAAGCGACUUAAAUAGUGCUAUGAGUGAUUAUGUGGAUGCAAUGGAUAUCUCGAGUUUUGGAAGAAAUGAAGAAGGCACACCUACGGAAUUUAUGCCGAUCGAAGAGACAUAUUCACCAUCUGUUCACCGGAUCUAUCACUCCAUAACUCAACGAGCAAUGUACCCAGAUAGACUACUCAUAACACCCCCAGAGGUUUUGACGAAGAUUUCUAAGCCGCCUCCGAGACUUGCUAUGCAAACGAAUGAUCAACUUCAAGAGCUGAUCAGAGUGUCGGAAGUAGAGAAAGCUCAGCCAGUUGAAACCAACAAUUCAAAAAAGAAUUUCGGCCGCGGCUUAGAUUAG